This is a messenger RNA of Volvox carteri f. nagariensis, 2871 nucleotides long. RefSeq lists its product as uncharacterized. The transcript has 5 exons. NCBI's taxonomy places the organism in Eukaryota, Viridiplantae, Chlorophyta, Chlorophyceae, Chlamydomonadales, Volvocaceae. Bases 1 to 2871 code for a protein of 956 amino acids. The record is from RefSeq and is a predicted model, not a curated record. Gene Ontology annotation, molecular function: RNA binding. Gene Ontology annotation, cellular component: mitochondrial matrix; ribonucleoprotein granule. Gene Ontology annotation, biological process: regulation of mitochondrial mRNA stability; mitochondrial RNA processing.
AUGCGCACGUUAGGCCGCCACUUGUCGCGGCGCUCUCGGCCGCACUUCCCACAAGCCUGUCCAUUUUCUCAUUACAGGGGCCGACGCAGGGGGCUGGCCAUCCUUGCUGGUGCACCACCGCUUCCUUCGGUGUCAUCAGGCGUCGAUAAUCCCCCUCGUCGUGCUCGUCAGGUGCAGCUCGUCUGGAACGCAAGCUCCCAGCAGCCCAGCCGGCCCUCUGUACCAUCCCACCACCAGGACACCCAAGCCGGUGCCCUGCAGCAAUCACUGCAGCUGCCGCGAUCGCAACACCUGCAACAGUACCGAAACACCGACCCAAGGGUCAUAUUCCUGCAGCGGCUUGAGCACGCCGUUGUGGCGCACCUGCCGCAUUUUGAAGGACGCCAGCUGGCUAAUACGCUGUGGGCGAUGGCCAAGCUUGGUCAUCGGCCUUCGGAGAAAUGGCUGGAGGUGAUGCUAACGCGCGCGAGUUCCCAACUUCACACCUUCAACCCGCAGCACCUCGCGAACACACUGUACGCGCUGAUGUUGCUUCGCUACAUGCCGCCGCCGGCGUGGCUAGAGGAUUUCUAUUCCGCCGUGGGUCGUCGGCUCCACGGCUUUGGCCCCGGGGAGCUGUCACAUCUUUGCUAUGCUGCUGGCAAGCUGGGGCUACAGCCGGGGCGGGAGCUGCUUGGCGGCGUGCUGCACCAUUCCCUGAUGCACAUGCAGGCGUACGGCGUACGGGAGCUGGCGCUGCUGGCGUACGGUGUCGUACACAUGGGUGCCCGGCUGCACGCGGACUGGUUGCGGGUUUACCGGAAGCGGGUAACGGGACUGGUAAUUGAGUCGGGUGCGCUGCCGGCGCGGUUUCUGGAGCGUCUGGCGGAGCAGCUAGGCCAGCAGCAGCAGCUAGACCUCGCGGAGCUCGCCCGGGCGCAGCUGAAAAUGCGUCAGCAGCAGCUUUCACAGCAGCAGUACCCACCAGGGCAACACCAGCAGUACCACAUCCAUCAUACAACUUCCGAGCAGCACCACGAGCAGCAACAUCAGCAGGAGCUUGGCUUGAUGGAACACGGGUCGUCGCACGUGUGGCCGUCCGUGACGCGCGGAGAUGGUUUAAGCGGUGGCACCGGGCCGGGCGCCGCGAGCACUAGCUCGACGAACCCCGAGUCUCUGUUGCCCCCGUCGUUUUCAUCCUCGCCGGUGGAUAACUCGAUCGACUCGAUAAUGGCGACGACGAUAUCGGUGGCGACUGUAGCACCGGCAGCAGCAUGGGCCCCUGUUUCGGCAUCACCGCGCGCGGCGCGGGUGGCGUCCUACCUGCCGACUGUUCUGUGCAGCCUAGCGGAGGUCGGCUACAGGCCGCCGUCCAUCUUUCUGUCGACAGUGUUGGCGGCGGUGGGCAGCUGCGCGGGCCAGCUCACGCCAGUGGGCCUGACCACGGUGCUGCUCAGCCUGGCCAACAUGCGGUACCGGCCGCACCCGGCGCUGUUUUGGCGCGUCUGGAGUUUGCUCAUGAACAGUCUGGAAUCUCUCGAGACGCAGCAGUGCACCGUCGCCAUUUGGGCCAGCGCCAUCCUAGGUUGUGACGCGCCGCGUGGCGACGUGGCAGCCAUCCUGGCAAACGCCGCCGCCCGACUCCCGGACCACUCGGACCGGGAGCUCCUGCAACUUCUGGAAGCCGUGUCGGCGCUGGGGUUUGAACCUACGACCAGCUGGCUGGAGCUGCUUGAAUCGGACCUGUACAACCGCCUUCCUCGGAUGGAGCCCCCGCAAGUAGCAGCGCUGUUGCUACCGCUGGCGGGCCUGGGGCACAAGCCGCACCGGCUAUGGAUGGCACGGUGGGCGGAAGCGAUGGCGGCAGGGCUGCCGGAGCUGGGCUUGCGGCACAUGGCGGCAGCUGCGUACGGCGCGGCACGACUGGGCUUCCGGCCGCCGUCACGGCUCUGCGGAGAGCUGCUGGCGGCGACUGCGGCAGAACUGGGUAGUACUGCUACUGCUGCAGUGGAGGCUACAGCUGCACAGCAGCAGCAGCAGCAGGACGGGGGGAAGCAGCAACAACUUAGUCGUCUUGGCGGCCGGCAGGGAGAUGAGCCGAAGCUGCCGCACCGUGCUCGCUCUGCUUGGGAGAGGCGGCAUGGGGAUCGUGCCCACAGCAGCCGGCAUCUCCCAGAGACGCUCAGUCGCCUACUGUGGGCCUUGGCCGUUUUGGACAUUCGGCCUGAUGCGGGCUGGCUGUCGAGCUACAUGGAAUGUCUGGGGUUUAUGCGCGAGGAUCUGAGCUCGCAGGAGCGAGUCAAGGUGGUGUGGGCGCUGGCGCGAUUCCGGUACAACCCCGGGCCGGAGUGGGCGCAGGAUCUGGCGCUGUGGCGAGACGAGGCGCGGCUGCAGCAGCAGCAGGAGGGGCUGCUGCCGCAUAGUGGGCGCGGCAGCAUCGGGGCAGGCGAGCCCGCAGCGCCGGUUAUGGCACUAGAUACCCGUGGGAAUGACGUGGGAGCAGCUGCAGCAGCAACAGCUGAGGCGGCAGCAUUGCGUCGCCACGACAACGGGGUGCGAGACAGCAGCGCCGCUGCUGCCGCCAUCGCAGGGUCAGCCGCAGCCACACACGUAGCACUUACGAUAGAUAACCUAACCGCAGGGACGGCAGGUGCGGUCUCGGAAGUAGGCACGGCAAAUUUGGCCGACACGCAGGCGCCAAUGGUCCACUGCGUUGAUCAUGAUAGCAGUAGCAAAAGUAGCAUUAGCAAAAGUAACGGCGGCAGUAGCCUGGACGUGAACACGUUUGUGCUGCAGGGCAUUCACGAAUGGGCGUCACGGCAGUUGAGCGAUCCGGAGUCCUCGGCCCGCCCACGGCGUGGGCGUCGGCGUCUUGUUCGCGGAGUGCGAUAA